AUGAAGAGAAGAUGUAGAAUCGAGGCCUUCACUGCGUGUUUUUUAUUGCUUCACCUUGUGUUGGCCGGAUUUGACCGUGGCGACCGAUACUGGAACGGUCGACCACAGUCCAUCGGGAUAGAUUUCGCGCCCAACUUUGUAACUGCUGUCCUUGCUGAUGGCCCAAAAAACUUCACUCCGCUGGCUCUUGUCCAGCCAGGUCCGGGGCCCAACCCAUACGAAGGGUUUAUGUACGAUGCCUAUAGAGGGAACGUCCUCUUCAGUGAUGGAACGAUAAAUGAAAUUAUCGACAAGGAAUCGAAGUUCGAGCAAUGGUAUCAACAAAUUACUACUUCCGCCAUCUCAUGGCUGAUAGAUCUCAAAAAUCGCUCUUGUUGGAGUGCGGUGCCCCAACUCGGAAACUUCGAUCUGUUCCAGAAAUUCUGCUUCCCGGAACCAGACUUCUACGAAUACUCACCUGUGAAGCCAAUAUCCAGAUUUCGAAGCCUACUUUCCCAAAGACGAUCGUAUCGACUCAGGACCAUGAUGCCGAAAUGGUUUCGAGAUUCUCCGAAAAGAUCGUCCCCCAGACGCGAGUUCAUCUCUGCAACAUUAGAUUUACUCCUAAGGAUCAAAAGCAUAGCACUGAAUGAUUAUAACAUUACCAUCACUUCGGCAGCAAUCUCUAGACCAGGAUGGAUGGGUAAUGGACUUGAAGAUUUAUUUGACGAGGCAUGCUUGUUAGCUGAUAUUGAAACUUUCGAGCAGCCUCGUGGUCGAGCUGAAAUGGGAAGUCGAAUAGUAGAGUUCGUACCAGAAAAGGAUAAUUUGACGGUGGUGGAACAUGGUGCUUAUUGCCUCGAAAUCCAUCGCAUGAGUUACGAUAUGGAAGAAAAGGCAUUCCGGAGGAUCAUGUCAACCACCACACAACUUGGGACAAUGAAUUUAAUCCGCAUUACCCUUAAGACAGUUCUUGGAUAUGAUACGAACCGAUCCUUAGCAGAGGAAGAGCAUCUACGAAGUCUUGAUCAUAGAUUGUUGAUGCAAGAGACGCACUCUGCCAGAUGGAAUAUCAGCCAUAACAAUUCUCAGCAUCCUGAGGUUCCUUUCGAAGAUCGGUAUUUGACACUAGACAGCGCAUAUCCAGUAAUAAUCAAUCUGACUGGCCGCGACAUCAUCGCUGCGGAUGAAGAAUACCGUGAUCUUCUACAAAAAAUGAUCGUUGAUUCCCGAGAAGAUCACCUAGCUCUGCACAGAAACUGGCAGUCUCCUCUUUUGGCAUUCAGAGAUGCAAAUGACUUCAAAGAGCAUUUCGCUUCGAUUAACAAUCAUAAGCGCCACGACAUUUCGCAACCCAAGAGCGACGAUAGGAAACUUCCGGUUGACCAAGUUCUAAUCAUAGACUCUGGAGCGUUGGAACCAUUGGUGUACUCCGCUGCCUCCAGGGCCCUUAACAUCACCCCAUACCCAGACGACGAUACCCAAACAUGUGUUUCAUCCGUUUAUACACCCGCACGAGGCGCGGCGCUGAGAGCUGCGGACUGGGUCACGUAUUAUGAAGCGGAGUUUGGUGGCGUUUCUGGGGGGUAUUAUGAAGUGGACGGAGUUUAUGAGUGGGUGGAGGAUCUGGGACAACUUUGA
This is a messenger RNA of Glarea lozoyensis ATCC 20868, 1620 nucleotides long. RefSeq lists its product as uncharacterized. The record is from RefSeq and is a predicted model, not a curated record. Lineage: Eukaryota; Fungi; Ascomycota; Leotiomycetes; Helotiales; Helotiaceae. The coding region runs from base 1 to 1620 and encodes 539 amino acids. The transcript is spliced from 4 exons.